AUGGCCCCUACGAUCCACCGCAACCUCACAUCUGCCGAGCUCGUGGAAUGGGCUCUGAAGCUGGAGAAGGACACCAAGCUGAGCGCGCGUGGUGCGCUGUGCGUGCUGUCGUACGCCAAGACCGGCCGCUCGCCGCAGGACAAGCGCAUCGUUGACACCGACGAUGUCACGAAGAACGUGGACUGGGGCAACGUGAACAUCAAGCUCAGCGAGGACUCGUUUGCGAAGGUGAAGAAGCGCGCGACGGACUUCCUGGACAGCCGCGAGCACCUGUUCGUGGUGGACUGCUUUGCCGGGCACGACGAGCGGUACCGCAUGAAGGUGCGCGUGAUCACGACGCGCCCGUACCAUGCGCUGUUCAUGCUCGACAUGCUUAUCCGCCCGACCGCCGAGGAGCUCGCGAACUUUGGGGAACCGGAGUACGUGAUCUACAAUGCUGGUGAGCACAAGGCGGACCCGUCCGUACCCGGAGUGGGGUCAACGACGUGCGUCGCGCUGAACUUCAAGACACGGGAGGAGGUGAUCCUCGGCACGGAGUACGCUGGUGAGAUGAAGAAGGGCAUACUGACGGUGAUGUUCGAGCUGAUGCCGCGGCAGGGGCACCUGUGCAUGCACGCGUCCGCGAACGUUGGCAAGGAUGGCGACGUGUCAGUGUUCUUUGGGCUGAGCGGGACGGGCAAGACGACCCUGUCUGCGGAUCCGCACCGUGCGUUGAUCGGCGAUGAUGAGCACGUGUGGACGGACCGCGGUGUGUUUAACAUCGAGGGUGGGUGCUACGCGAAGGCGAUUGGGCUGAACCCGAAGACGGAGGAGGAGAUCUACAAUGCGGUGCGGUUCGGCGCUGUUGCGGAGAACUGCGUGCUUGAUCCCCGGACGAGGGAGAUUGACUUCUACGAUGAAUCGAUCUGCAAGAACACUCGCGUGGCAUACCCACUGGACCACAUCCCCGGUGCCCUGACACAUGCCGUGGCCGGCCACCCGAAGAACAUCAUCUUCUUGACGAACGAUGCGUUCGGCGUGAUGCCGCCCGUGGCGCGCCUGACCCCUGAGCAGGCGAUGUUCUGGUUCAUCAUCGGGUACACGGCGAACGUACCCGGCGUGGAGGCCGGGAGCACACCCGUGGCGAAGCCGAUCUUCUCUUCAUGCUUCGGUGGCCCGUUCCUCGUGCGCCACGCCACGUUCUACGGCGAGCAGCUCGCGGAGAAGAUGACGAAGCACCAGAGCCGUGUGUGGCUGCUGAACACCGGUUACACCGGCGGCCGCGCGGACCGCGGUGCGAAGCGCAUGUCGCUGAAGGUGACGCGCGCCGUGAUCGACGCGAUUCACGAUGGGUCCCUCGACCGUGAGGACUACGAGGUGUAUCCUGGGUGGGGUCUGCACAUCCCGAAGCGGUGCGCGCACGUGCCCUCGCACAUUCUGGACCCCCGCAAGGCCUGGAAGGACGUCGCCCAGUUCAACGCGACUUCGAAGGAGCUCGUGCGGAUGUUCCAGGAUAGCUUCAAGAAGCGCUUCGAGGCGAUGGCUUCCGAUGCCCUGAAGUCCGCGGUGCCCAAGUUUGUGGAAAUAGCUAAGCUUUAA
Molecule: messenger RNA, 1578 nt
Organism: Phytomonas sp. EM1
Lineage: Eukaryota; Euglenozoa; Kinetoplastea; Trypanosomatida; Trypanosomatidae
Source: the annotation of a GenBank genome assembly